Molecule: messenger RNA, 1749 nt
Organism: Lactuca virosa
Lineage: Eukaryota; Viridiplantae; Streptophyta; Magnoliopsida; Asterales; Asteraceae
Source: the annotation of a GenBank genome assembly
UCUUACUUGCACAAAAAUGUCGAGUUUGAUGCAAGAAACAAUGGUUCCUUUGGUUUAUGCUCCACCCUUCUUACUCCUACUCUUCUUUCUCAUCAAGUUCUAUUAUUUUAGUCGACCCUCCACCAUGAUAAACCUACCACCUUCGCCACCAAAACUGCCAGUGAUCGGCAACAUCCACCAGCUAGGACCAAUCCUCCACCGCUCCCUUCUUGAUUUAUCCAAACGCUACGGUGGUCCACUGAUGCUCAUGCGCAUGGGCUCUGUCCCAACCCUGGUAGUCUCAUCAGCAGAAGCAGCACGUGAGAUAAUGAAAACCCAAGAUCUCAUAUUUGCCACCAGACCCGAAUUGCGAAGGUGGCGUCAAAUCCUCUACGAUCAAAAAGAAGUCUCGGUGGCGCCUUAUGGUGAGCACUGGAGGCAAUUCAAGAGCAUCUUAGUUAUUCAUUUCUUGAGCAAGAACAAGGUCGAAGCUUAUCGUGAAGUGAGGGAAGAAGAAACGGAGAUUGCAAUUGAGAAAAUCAAGAAAUCUUGUAACAUGCAGGAGGCGGUGAAUUUGACUGAUCUGUUCCAAAAACUUACGAAUGAUGUGGUAUGUAGGGUGACGUUUGGAAUGAAGUAUAGCGAAGGGGAGAGUGGGAGGAAGUUCAAGAACAUGUUGAAGGAAUAUUUUGAUGUAUUGAGUGAGCUUAAUUUUGAGGAUAUGAUUCCAUGGCUUUGGUGGGUGGAUCGAGUGAGAGGGACUAGUGCUAGAGUCGAGAAAGUUGCUAAAGAGGUCGAUGAGUUCUUGGAUGGACUGGUGGAGGAGCGGCUGAGGAAACAGUCGACUAGUGGCGACGAUGAUGAUGUUGAUAACAGUGAAGACUUCCUUGACAUAUUGAUUAAGAUCCAAAAGAAAGAUGCUAAUAGCCUUCUAGACAGAGAUGGCAUCAAAGGACUCCUCUUGGAUGUAUAUACCGCUGGAACAGACACAACAACAACAGUAUUGGAAUGGGCAUUUGCAGAACUUCUAAAACAUCCUAGGACUUUCAAGAAACUUCAGGAUGAAGUGAGGAUGGUUCUUCAGGACAAGAACCAUAUAAACCAACAAGAUAUCGACAACAUGAAAUACUUGAAAGCUGUGAUAAAAGAAACUUUACGUCUUCAUCCCCCUGCCCCAACCCUAAUUCCUCGAGUCUCGAGAGAAGAUGCAAAAGUCAUGGGCUACGACAUCAUGAAAGGAACUAGGGUUAUUAUUAAUGGAUGGGCCAUUCAAAGAGACCCUAAAGUAUGGGAUGAACCUGACGAGUUUCAACCGGAGAGGUUCUUGGAUAAUAAUAUUGAUUACAAAGGGCACGACUUUGAACUGAUUCCUUUCGGUGCAGGAAGAAGGGGGUGUCCGGGGAUGCAAUUUGCACUGGUGAUAGAUGAACAUGUGUUGGCUACUCUUUUGCAGAAGUUCGAUUGGGAGUUGCCGAAUGGAGGUAAAGAAGCGGACCUAGAUAUGGAGGAAGAGCCUGGCAUUACGGUUCACAAGAAGGUUCCUCUUUUGGUCAUGGCAAAAGAAUUCUCUUCCUAAAUCGUAUAUCAUUAAAAUAAUAGGUUUCAUACACCUAUGAGUAUAUGUAGUUAAGCAUUUUAAUUUUGUCAUUGUGUAACCAUGUGUUAAUGGUGUUUAUUUCCACUGUGAUAGGUCUUUGAGUGUUUUUUAAAAAAAAAAAAAAACAACAAAAGCAAUAUAUUAACACCUCCCCAUCAAGAAGCUAGAGAGGG